UUUUUUAUCUACAGCUGCAAAUAAACCAAUCAAUCAUUUUCUGCAACUCGGUUAAUCGAGUGGAGUAGUUGGCCAAGAAAAUUAUAGAGCUUGGUUAUUCUUGCUUUUAUAUCCAUGCAAAGAUGCUUCAGGACCAUCGUAACAGGGUAUUUCAUGAUUUCGGCAAUGGAGCUUGCAGGAACCUUGUCUGUACUGAUCUUUUCACAAGGGGUAUAGAUAUUCAAGCGGUGAAUGUUGUUAUUAACUUCGACUUCCCAAAGAACUCAGAAACCUACCUUCACUUAGUUGGUCGAUCAGGAAAGUUUGGGCAUCUCGGACUAGCAGUAAAUUUGAUCACUUACGAGGACCGCUUUAAAUUGUAUAGGAUUGAGCAAGAACUUGGGACUGAAAUUAAGCAAAUUCCUCCACAUAUCGAUCAGGCUAUCUACUGCCGGUGAUUUAUUUGGGAUGUUUCCUAGGGUUAAUGAAGCUGGUCUUUCAAGGUCUCGGUCCUUACGCAUGGUG
Molecule: messenger RNA, 504 nt
Organism: Hibiscus syriacus
Lineage: Eukaryota; Viridiplantae; Streptophyta; Magnoliopsida; Malvales; Malvaceae
Product: DEAD-box ATP-dependent RNA helicase 8-like
Exons: 5
Coding region: 123-437 (104 amino acids)
Biological process (GO): cytoplasmic stress granule assembly; P-body assembly
Cellular component (GO): P-body; cytoplasmic stress granule
Molecular function (GO): mRNA binding
Source: RefSeq, a predicted model, not a curated record